Messenger RNA from Leguminivora glycinivorella, 3224 nucleotides. RefSeq lists its product as uncharacterized. Gene Ontology annotation, molecular function: nucleic acid binding. Gene Ontology annotation, biological process: DNA integration. Bases 124 to 2916 code for a protein of 930 amino acids. Lineage: Eukaryota; Metazoa; Arthropoda; Insecta; Lepidoptera; Tortricidae. The record is from RefSeq and is a predicted model, not a curated record. The transcript has 2 exons.
ACGUGUGCCGGGUAUGCAAUAGACAGGGGCAUUUAAAGCGUAUGUGCCCGAAUAUGGCGGAGCAAUACGAAGUGCAUGCCAACACUGUGAUGAAGGACGAUAAUAUGUUCAGUGAAGAUAGUGAUGAGUUCCAGAUUCUCUGAAGUGUUUGCGGACGGCCUGGGGCGGUUCAACGGUGGCAAGGUCAGCAUCCACCUGCGCGCGGAUGCCCGGCCCAUGUUCCUGCGCGCGCGGCCGCUGGCGUACGCGCUGCGCGAGCCAGUGGAGCGCGCGCUGGACCAGCUGGUGCGCGACGGCGUGCUCACCCCCGUCGACCGCUCCGACUGGGCCACGCCUAUCGUGCCGGUGGUAAAAAAAGACGGUAACAUACGUAUCUGCGCUGAUUUUAAAUUGACCUUGAACCGGGUUUUGGAGGUUGAUCGUUACCCGCUACCUAGGGUGGAGGAUUUAUUGGCACGCCUGCACGGGGGAGAACGGUUUAGUAAGAUUGAUCUGUCGCAGGCCUACGCACAGUUUGAGCUGGAUGAGUCAAAAAAAUAUACGGUAAUAAAUACGCACAAGGGUUUAUUUAUGUAUAAUCGCUUAGUAUACGGCCUAUCAUCUAGCCCUGGGAUAUUCCAAAGACAUUUGGAACAAUUAUUUUCUGACCUGCCGCACGUGGGCGUAUUUUUAGAUGAUGUCAUUAUUACUGGUAGCAAUACGAAAGCUCACGUAGACAACUUAUAUAAAGUAUUUGAGCGAUUGCAGGCGUACGGGUUGCGGGUAAGGAAAGAUAAGUGUGCGUUCUUUGAGGAGUCGAUUAAUUAUUUGGGUCAUGUGAUUAGCAAGGAGGGCGUCCAUACGUGCCCGGAUAAGGUAAGGGCUAUCGUAAAUACGCCCGCACCUAGCAACGUGACAGAAGUUCGAGCGUUCAUAGGCAUGAUAAUGUAUUACGCGAAGUUCAUAAAAAACGUUAGUACAAUACUUACACCAUUGUAUAAUUUGUUAAAGGCUGGAGCUAAAUUUGUUUGGAGCGCGAGUUGUGAAGAAGCGUUUAUCAAGGUCAAACAAGUACUAACUUCGAGUGAAGUUUUGGUACACUAUUCGGGUUCCCUGCCAUUGGUUCUCACUUCAGACGCGUCAGGGGUGGGGAUAGGUUGCGUGAUAUCGCACCUCACACCGGAGGGCGAACGGCCGAUCGCUUACGCAUCGCGUACGCUCACCCCAGCCGAGCGGGGAUACGCACAGAUUGAUAGGGAAGCGCUAGCCUUAGUGUACGGUAUUCGCAAAUUUCAUCAGUAUUUGUACGGUCGUAAAUUUAUAUUGAGGACAGAUCACAAGCCACUCACGUAUAUUUUUGGCGAUAAAGUAGGCAUUCCGGUGAUGGCGGCGUCCCGUUUACAACGCUGGGCUAUUUUACUGUCAGGAUACAACUAUGAAAUUGAAUAUGUACCAUCGAAUAAAAAUUGUGCGGAUGCGUUGUCUAGGCUUCCACAGGGGGUCCAAGACCAGAGACAAAAACAGGAUGUGACUUACCUUAAUUUUGUCGAAGAUUUUUUGCCUGUUACUAACGAACAAGUUAAAACGGCCACGUCACGGGACUUAACAUUAAGUAGGGUGUUAUCGUAUGUGCAGUCGGGCUGGCCGACAUCGUGUCAAGACGAGGAGAUAAAACCUUUCUUAUUAAGGCGGCACGAGAUGUAUGUAGACCGAGGUUGUUUAAUGUGGGGUUACCGGGUUGUGGUGCCAACAAUUUUGAGGGAAACAGUUCUUAAGCAGCUGCACGUUAGUCAUAUGGGCAUAGUCAAGACUAAGGCCUUAGCUCGUAGUUACGUUUGGUGGCCCAAUAUUGACGCCGAUGUGGAGGCGCAGUGUAGGCAAUGUGAGACAUGCGCCGCGGAGGCGCCUGCACCGGCGCACUCGCCUCCGAGUCCUUGGCCGUACUCGACCCACGUGUGGAGUAGACUACACGUAGAUUUUCUGGGCCCUUUUAAGGGUAAAACGUUUUUAGUACUAAUAGAUUCGACUUCAAAGUGGCUGGAAAUAUUUGAAAUGCUUAGGACGAACGCAGGAGCAGUAAUUAAAGAACUAAGAGCAACUUUCGCGCGUUUUGGGUUGCCAAGACAAUUAGUAUCAGACCAGGGUCCGCCGUUUACCAGUAAUGAAUUUAAACACUUUCUUGACACGAAUGGGAUAAAACAGUCUUUUUCGCCAACGUAUCAUCCGGCGUCUAAUGGAGCCGCGGAGAAUGCAGUGAAAUUAUGUAAGCGCGCGAUUAGCAAAGCUAUUAGAGAACAUAUCGAUAUCGACGCGGCACUGCAGACAUAUCUCAUGGCGUACAGAAAUAGCAUGCAUAGUACUACGGGAGAGAGUCCGGCGAUGCUUUUGCAGCGGCGGUCGUUACGUUCGCGUUUGGACUUGCUCCGCAGCGAGGGGGCGCUAGAAGAGCGAGUCAGGUCGGUUCAGCAGCGACAGGUCGAACAUGCAGGUGGUACGCAACGUCAUUUCCGGCCGGGUGAUGAGGUCUGGGCUCGCGAUUACACCAAUAAUGAUAAGUGGGUUAAAGGUACGGUGCUGGGUGCCGAAGGUUCACGGAGAUACACCUUGGAUAGCGGUAGCGGUAAACCUAUUCUUAGGCAUAUUGAUCAGAUCAGACGCAGAUCUAGGUUAUCGACUGUACCCUGCCCUGAGGAACUCAGCGAGACUAGAGAGCGGUCGUCAGGGAAUGAGGACGGAGUCGCGCGCUCUAGCCAGCAGACGGAAGUGGGCGAGCAAAACGCACAACCGGGUCAAAACGAGGAAGUAACAAGGGCGGAAGCCAAUGAGACAAGUGUUGCUAGUGUGCCUCCCCCACGUCCGUCUCCACCGCCACAGCGUCGAUCCCCAUUGAACCUCAGGCCUUUACCAAACAGAAUUCGUAAACUGGAAAUAGAUUAAUUUUUAGGAGAGAAGUAUAGGUAAAAGUAAGGAAGGUUAUUAUAAGUGAGUAGAUAAUAGAUACAAAAUAGUUUAAAAACAAAUAGUUGUUUCAAAAGAACUUCAUGUUUAUUAUUGUUAUAAAUUACUGUAAGAUUUAAAGAUUAAGAAGGGAGGUGUGAUAUAUGUGUACCAACUUAUAUGUAUGUAUGUGGGUACGCCUAUAUUACUUACUUAUGUAUAGAUAGGGUAGUUAUAACCAUUCAGUCUCGAAUUAAACCUCAUACGAAUCGAAUCAAGUGUUUGUGUCCAAUACCUAGAUUCCAGCC